GCUCACUUCACAUCGAGACGUCGAACGUUCUGGAGCGUGUAGUGAGACGUAAUUAGAGAUCGACUCGUAGCAGUUUUAUCACCAGAUUAUCGCGCGUUUAGCCUAGUCAGAAAAAAAUGUUAUAUUCAUUUGCUUCAACUCGACUUUCCUUUCGAAAUCGUCGAGUGUGAAUCGGCGGUACGGAACGAUAAGUGAAGGGGAUUAAACUUGGCGAAUUGUUGGCGGAAAUAAACGGGACUAAUUAGCGGGUACUAACAACAACAUCGGAAUUAUCGCUUUGUGACGCAGUUAUACGUAUACGUAGAUCCAUUAACCGGGAAGCAAGGCUGUCAAAAGUCCCGAAGGAGGCUGAGAAUGGAUUUCGCGGUGAGCCCGGGGCUUGAGCCAGGAUUCGAAGGGUUUCAACCCCGGAAUGAGGGGGUUGGCCUGCGGACGUCGAGGCUUCUUCGAGUUUGUUUACUUUUUCCUGUACCUACGCAGUCUUCGCUUCGGUGCCUUUGGCGUAACAACAGCAGCUGGUCGGGGAAAAUCGCGCGAGCUUCGUUGUACAACUUCCUUAGUCGGAGUAUCUAGCCGGGGAUAUUUCGAGGGCUCAACAACUCGUUACAAAGACGAAAACUGUAUAACGAGCUCGUAUAUAUCGAUUAGGAGAACGGACGUCGAGCAAAAGAGAAGAAAAAAGGUGAGGGAAGAAACAAGAGCUUUUGGCAUUGUCCAUUCAUUCAUUGUGUAUAUUUUCCUAAAAUUUGAUAAUUGUAUAAUUCUUAAAACAUUGAUUAAAACAUUUUACAUCAUUUCAGCAAACUUGGUGCAUUUCAGAGAAGGUGUGAAGACGGUAAUAUCAUUGGAACACGUUGAUUUAUUCAUCUUCGGAAUUUACCAAACCCGCAGUAAUUUGUGAAAUAGCAUCUGAUAGUGUGAAAAAUCUGAAUCC
Neodiprion virginianus is the source of this 934-nucleotide messenger RNA. RefSeq lists its product as uncharacterized. Lineage: Eukaryota; Metazoa; Arthropoda; Insecta; Hymenoptera; Diprionidae. Bases 413 to 901 code for a protein of 162 amino acids. The transcript is spliced from 4 exons. The record is from RefSeq and is a predicted model, not a curated record.